Charadrius vociferus (killdeer) is the source of this 2343-nucleotide messenger RNA. It is a transcript of the gene CTNNAL1, whose product is annotated as catenin (cadherin-associated protein), alpha-like 1. Gene Ontology annotation, molecular function: actin filament binding. The record is from RefSeq and is a predicted model, not a curated record. Gene Ontology annotation, biological process: cell adhesion; Rho protein signal transduction. The transcript has 20 exons. The coding region runs from base 1 to 2343 and encodes 780 amino acids. Lineage: Eukaryota; Metazoa; Chordata; Aves; Charadriiformes; Charadriidae.
AUGGUUUUCCGCCUGGGAGCGUUCUCCUUGACGGCUUUCAGGGGUUUUGGCGAAGCUUUUGUGUUUUCGCGGUCCGGCCUGAGCGUUGCAUUGAUUGGAGCCCUUAUGGCACCCGGGGAGAGAAAUCGGAGUCAGUUCGAAGAAGCCUGUCAAAGGGAUUACUUGUUCCAGGGCAAAAUAACUACUCUUAUUAAUCAUAAGGAUAAACCAAAGCGUUCAGACAAGACUCUGCAAGCAAUUCAGCGAGUGGGCCAAGCAGUUAACCUGGCAGUUGGAAGAUUUGUUACAGUAGGUGAAGCUAUAGCCAAUGAAAAUCAUGAAUUGAAAGAGGAAAUGAGUGUUGCUUGCAUCGAGGCAAGGAGAGCAGGUGAAACGAUCGCACAACUUACCGACGUGGCAAGCUUGGAUCAUCCAGAAUCUGAUAGCCACAUAACAAUCUUUACGGACAAAACGGGUGUGGUAAAAGCUGCAAGGUUGUUGCUUUCUUCUGUCACAAAGGUGCUGGUGUUAGCAGACAGAAUUGUUAUUAAGCAAAUUAUAACUUCCAGAAACAAGGUUCUUGCAACGAUGGAACAACUAGAAAAAGUCAAUAGUUUCCAGGAGUUUGUACAAAUAUUCAGCCAGUUUGGAAAUGAAAUGGUAGAGUUUGCCCAUUUAACCGGAGAUCGACAAAAUGAUUUGAAGGAUGAGAAGAAAAAAGCUAGAAUGGCAGCAUCUAGGGCUGUUCUUGAGAAGUGCACCAUGAUGCUCCUGACUGCUUCAAAGACUUGUCUGAGGCAUCCAGACUGUGAAUCUGCUCGUAUAAACAAAGAUGGAGUUUUUCAUCGCAUGAGAUUAGCUUUGGAACAGGUAAUAGAAAUUGUAACUGACUCUAGACCAAAUGGAGAAAAUGAAAUGUCCCCUAUCAGCAUAUAUUCUGGCAUCAAAGAAUUCAAGAAUAAGGUGGAGGGUCUUCGUGAGAAUCUUUAUUUUCUCUCAAAAGAGAACCUUUCAACAAUGCUGGAAGUUAUCCUGGAACAUACGGAGGACUUCACAGACUCUGCCUAUACCAGUCAUGAGCACCGAGAACACAUUUUGGAGCUGUCUAAACAGGCUAAAAUGGAACUAGAGCAGCUGGUUUCAGUGUGGAUGCAAGCUCAAAACCAGAAGACAAAGGAUCUCAUGGAAGACUUAGAAGUAGCCAUUUUAAAAACAUGCCAGUGCAUGAAUGAACUUAAAAGAGAGGUCCACAGUGCAGCAACAUCUUUGGCAGCAGAUCUGCUAAAAUACCAUACAGAUCAUAUGGUUCUCAAAGCGUUAAAAAUCACAGGAGUAGAAGGAAAUCUUGAAGCUGUAGCAGAAUAUACUUGCAAGCUAUCAGAGCAGAAAGAACAACUUGUUGAGAUGUGUCGUUUAUUGAGGCAUGUUUCUGGAACUGAGCCUCUCGAGAUUACUUGCAUACAUGCAGAAGAUACCUUUCAGGUCACUGGCCCACAGAUAAUUUCUGCUGCAGAAACACUGGCAUUACAUCCAUCUAGCAAGAUUGCAAAAGAAAAUCUUGAGGUGUUCUGUGAGGCUUGGGAGUCUCAACUGAGUGACAUGUCUCUAUUGUUAAGAGAAAUCAACGAUGUGUUUGAAGGAAGAAGAGGAGAGAAGCGUGUCUACCUAUCACUGCCCAGACCAGGGAAGCAUAAUGCAAAUCUGAAAGCAUUAAAGCCAGUCAAACUAGAUACUGAGGAACAGGCGAAAAUUGCAAAACUUGGAUUAGAACUGCAUCUGCUCACAUCUGAUGUGGAUUCUGAGACCGAGAAAUGGGAGGAUCAGGAGAACGAGAUUGUGCAACAUGGACAAGGCAUGUCAAGUAUGGCCUACUCCAUGUAUUUAUUUACCAGAGGAGAAGGACUUCUGAAAACUACUCAAGAUUUAUUUCAUCAAGCAGAGAUUUUUGCUACAGAGGGCACAAAGCUUGCUUCAGCUCUUCAGGCCUUUUCUGAUCAGGUACACGAUGAUGAUAAACCUUUGCUUCUCUUGGAAGCUGAAAAACUGAUCUCUAUGUGCAAGCAGCUCCAGAUAACAGCUAAAGCUUCCGCUCAGGGUAAAAGCGCUACAUUUACAAAGGUUGAUGCAUGCAUUCUGAAAACAAGGAACGUGAUGACUCUGUUAUGCCAACUUCUUCCACUUUGCUGCAAAUUACUGAGAAAGAAUAAAGCAGGAAAUGGCUGCCUUAAACCUGCUCCACCGUGGAAAGAAGACAGAAUACGAACUGGUACAAAUGCACAUACUCCAGAAAGGAGAGCUGAGACAUUUGGCAUCAAGUCAUUAGAAAACCAUGUAACGAACAUGACAUUUUUAGAGAGCAAGUAA